AGUGCAUGCAUUGAAAUGAUUGGUGUUGUACCACAUCGAUGUCGUCGUGCUGCAGUUCCUACACUGACCCAUUGGACAGGAUGGACGGUCAGGAUAACGUGCAACCCAAGAUUGAUCGAUAUAUUGGCGUCGCCAAAUCCUUCCGCCGAUGGCCUGGUAAUAAUCUCCCAAAGACGUUAUACACCAAAGAUCCCCGUACCAACAUCCUCAUCCCUUCCGACGUCGCGUUUCAGCAUGAUGUAUUUGAGGAAGAACAAAGCCUGUUACGUGGAUUUAACAAACAUCAGUUGAAGCGUCGAACCAACAAGCCGAAACACCGUGAGCUUGAUAUCCGUAAUCCGCAAGAUGGAGCGCUUGAGCCAUUACGAAAUGGCGCCGGAAGGCCGUUGAUCCCCAUCCAACACCUUGAUGACCCUGGAACGACCAUCUCAAUGACAUCAGCCUCUCCUUCGUCGCCCGCUUCCACGUUGGGAUUUGGCCCCACCCUGCCUCCCAGUGAUCCUACGACGAGUGUAGUCGGUAUUUCCGUGGCGUGUAUCUUCGUGGGCUCUGUUAUCAUCAUCCUGUCUAUCUGGGCCAUCUACAGACGUCAGACGAGCCCUACCACAGCCGUCCCAGCCUCUCCCGGGCCGAUUCAGAAGGAGCACGACGUCGAACGAGGACAAUACUCUGAAUUCGAUCCAGAAACACCUACUGCCCCCGGGCGAACGGCCAGUAUCCCUCGGGGGACACCUCGCAUGUCGGCAUUCUCCCACUUGGUCACCAUUUCAAUGUUCAAGCCAAAUUGGGGGCAUCACUCCAGUAACCUUCAGACUCCCAAACAAGAGCUGUUGCCUCAGCGUCGGUCCGGAUUCGUCCACCUAGCCAGUCCGGAUCAAGCUGUUUUGAGUCCAUACUCUUCUCCUGUUGCCAUGUUUGAAUAUUCGUCUCCGGAUCAGACGGUCUCACCAGCUCGAUCAAUUACUUGGCAAGCGAGCAUAGAACCUGAUACACCUGGCCGAAGAGUCCACUUCAGCCCACGUUCGCCAGUUGCGUCCUUGCAGUCUGUGGCCAUUUUGGAAAUGAUAGAGGAGGAGGAGGAUUCUAAUCCUUCCUCUGCUGAGUCGUCGUCCACCAUUGUUGAAGCUUCACGGCAGAGGACUCGACCAUUCUCCUCGGAUACCAUCAUGAGCAGCGUUACGCGAUCAUCAGCGUACACAACAGCUUCAGCCCGAUCAUCUGUAUCCGAUCUCGCGACGCUUUCGACCAUCUCCUGCCUGUCAUCCUUCCCAGAAACGCCUAGAACGUCUACCGAUAUCCAGAUGGACCAAAGUAGCCCAAGUAAAGAGGAGUGCAGGCCCGAACGCCGCGGUCGAAGUAGGAGUCAGAUCUUGGCAAGCGUUAAGCACGUCGGUCUCCGCACUGCAGUCGGCAAAACCAUGUCAUUGCAACCCACAAGGCAGGAGCUGGAAGCAUUAGAGAAGAUUCAGAUGGAUGAUAAUCGGGAAGUCUUGGAGGCUUUGAGGGCCUUGAAAGCCUUGGAAGAUCUGGACGAGAUGGAAGGUUCUAGCAAGCCCCGGGAUCCAGUGGUGGUUGAGCAUGUCGAGGAGCCUCUCAAGUCUGCGCUGGCAGAGAUGUCAGCCAACGCUGGAUCAUCGCUAGGUCGCGCUAACACCGUGCCCGCCAAGAUCUUCUCGCGCAUUCUGGCCGAAGAAUGUAGACCUGUUAGACCAUCCGAAGUUUUGCAAGGGGCUCGUUUCGGCCAAGGACUUCGGAUACACAGCUUAGAUGACAUCCCACGAUUCGAUCAGACUUUCCCGAUCUCGCCGAUCGAAUCAGAAGAAACCGAAUACAGGAUGGAUCUUGGAAUUCCCACGGUGGACGAGACAAAUUCGCCUAUCACUGGUUGGUGUGAGAAUGACACGGAAGCCUACUAUGUCGGGGACGAUGGCAACUUUGAGUUCGGGUAUCUUGAGGACGAGGAUGUUUUGUCGAGCCCAACUCUGCCUCAUAUCAGGGUGACCAGUCAUUGAUGAAGGUAAUGAGCAACAUGGGCAAAUCAGAGAG
Kockovaella imperatae is the source of this 2046-nucleotide messenger RNA. RefSeq lists its product as hypothetical. The transcript has a single exon. Lineage: Eukaryota; Fungi; Basidiomycota; Tremellomycetes; Tremellales; Cuniculitremaceae. The coding region runs from base 39 to 2012 and encodes 657 amino acids. The record is from RefSeq and is a predicted model, not a curated record.